Schizophyllum commune H4-8 is the source of this 1009-nucleotide messenger RNA. RefSeq lists its product as uncharacterized. The record is from RefSeq and is a predicted model, not a curated record. NCBI's taxonomy places the organism in Eukaryota, Fungi, Basidiomycota, Agaricomycetes, Agaricales, Schizophyllaceae. Bases 394 to 951 code for a protein of 185 amino acids. The transcript has 3 exons.
CGCAGAACAACCAUACCUCUGCGGCGACGAUGGCCAUGCUCGCGUUGAGUACGAGAUACAAUGCAGGCGAGGAAGAGGAGACCUGUGGAUCAAGGUUGUGCUGCGCGCUUGGUUCGAACAUGGAUGGCAGGAAUCCGGCGAAUACUCAAGCGCAAGGCCUACAUCCGAGCGAACCAUCCCUAACGAUUGGACUCACGCGCACAGCAGUGUCACAAUGCGAGUAGAAGCUUACCUCACCUCACGAAACAUACUCGCAACAUGUAACUCGGCCAGUCACCGCCGUUGGGCGGUGCUCGACGUUCGAAUUCUAUGCAGCCUGAACGUCGGAGUCAGAAUAGUGCACCGCUAUUCCUAGUCAGUUCAGGCCUCUUCUGUGGAGUAUAAAGGAUCACCAUGGCGCGCAUGAUCAGAAAGCUCGAACGCGAACCAGGCUCCUCGCGGCGUAAUUCAGGGCGCGGGGACGGGUUGCGGUGGCGUAGCUCGGCCUACAUCUCGCCGCAAAAGGUUGAUCACGACGAUGCGCCAGAGGAGGAUGAGGAUAAGGGCACGACGCACGCUCAGGAGCAAGACACGGCGACCGCAGAGGAGGAAGACGACUAUGCGCCGCGAGCGAAGGACAGGGUGGUGUGCUUGAUGGAUAUUGCGAAGCGGAAGGGUGGGUCCUGCUCGCUGGUGUCUGCCCUCCUUGAAAAUACGGGGCUUCAAGAACACACAGACAAGAAACAUCGCUUCCAGGCCGUCGCUCGCCCGGAAUCGGUUAUGUCCUUCUCGGACCUCGGUGAUUUAGAGAGCGUGAUGACGGAGGAGUGGGAUGCGCUGUCAGAGCUGUGCGACGAGGAUGAGACCUAUAGCUUAAUAGGAGAGGAGGAGGAGGAGGAAAGUGCUGAGAGGGAAGAAGCCUCGGGGAAUGAGCAGUACGCGGAGGUUGGUAAGGAGGUGGAUAAGACCUGAUCUCCGCGGUCAUUCCUUCUGAUACGGUACCUUCCUAUAACAUCAUAUCCCCUCUCAA